AUGAUCGUCUCGACACUGUCCAGUUCGUUGUCCCUCCCGCCCUCACCCGCCACUUUCUCCGAGAUCAACUCGGCGCUCCAAUGCUUCCAUUCCUUCCUCCUCGCCUCGCAAUUCACUCACACCGACCUCGACGUACUAUACCCUCUCAUCCUCCCUCAUCUCCAUCACCCAUCGACCCGAAACAACGCCAUCACCCAAAUCGAAGAACUGAUCGAUCGCUCCUCGGGCACCUCGUCCUCCGUUGGCAUCAGUCGGUACAUGUCCCGCAUCAAGACCCAACACCUCUUGACCGAAUGGGCAUGUUCAACAAGCGUAAUCAACACGAUUCAAAAAGCGUUAGUCGACCAAGAUACCGCCCUAGCCUACGCGGAAGAAGAUGAUUUUUUCUCCAUCCUUCGACUACUCUCUACUUUGGGAGAACACUUCAUCGGCUUCCUCUUCUCCCCACUUCCUCCAGCAUCCAACAUACCCGCUUUGACGCUACAAUCGCCCGAGGUUCAAACGUUCUUCCAUCUUCUGAUCACCAUCACUUUAUACCCCGGUCAUUCGAUGGAGGUGCACAAGAUCAACGAAUUGACCGAAGGGUGUUGGAUGGCAUUACAAGAGGAAGCCAGCGAUGUAGGGUUGGUAUUUGGAGAGGGAGAGGGAAGGGAAGGGAGAAGAGGGAGGGAGGCGGAUUGGGAAGUCGUCAGUGGCGUGUUUAGAGCGCUCUUGGACGGCUUGAGAGGGAGAGCCAGGAGGGACGACCAGGAGCUUUAUCAAGGCUGGGCCAAAGGUCGGUCUCUCAUUUCUGCCCCGAACCGACCCCGAACCGAUGAUCGUAAUCGUGGCUAACUUAACUCUAAGGUGGUAUGAAAAUCCACAGAUGCCAAGGAAGACUUCAGGACCUACCGCUCGACAAACCUUAGUGAAGUCGCUCGAUACACCUACUACACACUCCGGGAAGAGAUGUUGGACCAACUCGUCGAAUUGUCAAGAUCACAAAUUACACUUGCGCCGACCUCAGCAGACGGGUUCGAAGACCUCGAAGCGAGCUUAUUCCUUCUUUAUACUAUACAGGAGGAUGUCUCAAUCGAGACUUCCUCCCCUGCGUUGAGCAAGCUCUUCGAUCCUGGUUUCAUCGCCGCACUGCCAACGACGAAUCAUCCGACCCUACAAAGGACGGCUUUGCGUCUCAUCGGGGCCUACGCUUCAUGGUUCUCCUCCUCCCCUUCCACCGACUCCGACUCGGGUAAUCGAAAGGCAGCCCUCUUGGCAGCAGUCAGCUUCAUCGUAGGCUGUUUGCAAGAACCUCAACAAGGUGUGACGAGUUGGGCAGCCAGGAGUUUGAGGUUGUUGUGCGAUCAGAACCGUCAUGAAUUUAGGGACCAUGUCGCAAGUUUCGUGGCAGUUUUGGGACGGUUGGAGGGGAGGAUUGAGGUAAGCUUCUGCCUUCUGAUGGAGAUCAAGCUUGGGAGUGGAAACUGAUCGGAAGGGUUUGGCUUGCACAGGAUGUCGAGUUGAGCAAAGUGUUGGAAAGCGUCGCGAGUGUGAUCCAGGCUCUACCGGAGGAACAAAUUGUGGAGCCCUUGUUGGUGCGUUUGGCUUGCCAUAAAAUCAAUCAGAUGCAUUAUCAGAGCUGAUUGUGAUCUCUUGAACCCACAGGGCCUUGCGACACCCAUAAUUCGCAAACUCCGGGAAUCUGUGUCCGGUGCUACUUCGACUGCGGAUUCUCGUGAAGUGAUCGUUCAACAAUUCAACUACCUCACUUCAUGCGCCAAAGGGCUCUCGGAUCCCGAAGACGAUCUUCUCGAACUCAAUUCGUCCUUUGAUGAUAACCAACAACGCCAUAGAGACGCCUCCUCGCGACUCCUGUCCGACCCUCGCAUUGCAGCGUUGCGGCAAGAGCUUUCACAAGCGAUCGAAGCGAGUUGCGUCCUCCUGGCCCAUGAUGCUGAAGUCGUACAAGCAUUGUCCGACUAUAUCCGAGCGACAACAACGGACUCGAUCGUCGGUCCGUUAACAUUGGAUCCGUUCAAUCUGCUCAGGUUGACUUCGAGGGCUUUAUCAACUUCCAUCUCGAGCGUCUGGGUCUCGGUCCAGACGAGUCUCCUAGCUCGAUUGGCACGGACCAAAUCGGAUGCACAACUUACAGAAGAGGAUCUCGUCAACCUCUCCAAGCCGAUCGAAACCUCCCUCACAACAACCCUGACCCACCUAUCCACCCCAAGCGCAAUGAGCGAGAACCCGGACCUCGUCUCCGCCUUUCUCUCCUUCAACGCAUCCCUAAUCCGGCACUUUCCCCGCAUCUUCCUCCUCCUCCCACAACACCUCUCCACCCUCCUCCAAUUCUCCAUCCUAGGCUUGUCCCUCCAAGAACGCUUCUCCCUCAAAGCGACUCUCGAAGUGCUCAUUUCGAUCGUGCAACAAACUCGAAUGGCUUCGAGUUCGUCGGACUUGUUCGCUCAAAUUUUGGAAGGCCACUUGAGGGAUUUGAUCAAGGGUUUGAUCGAGUCUAUUGCGGGUAAAGUCCCGCGUUCGCAUCUCGCUUCCCUUUCGGAGGUCUACCAUGCCCUUCUUCUACGUUAUGGAGGUCAAACGCAGACCAUUCUGCGCGAGCUCUUUACCCAAGAUUCGAACUGGCCGUCUCCAAGGGCGGAAGCGAGUGUGAAGGAGAAGUUUGAGAAGGCCUCCAAGGCAGCGAGGACGGGCAAACAGGUUAGAACAGUGGUGAAUGAGUUCGCGUUGGUUUGUAGGGGUCUGGAUGGGACCGUUUACGGAGUGGAGAGUAGGGAUUGCUUCUAG
Molecule: messenger RNA, 2784 nt
Organism: Microbotryum saponariae
Lineage: Eukaryota; Fungi; Basidiomycota; Microbotryomycetes; Microbotryales; Microbotryaceae
Source: the annotation of a GenBank genome assembly